AUGUCAAAGGAUGAAGAAACAACUGGAGUUCUUGUAAUUGGUCCAUUGUGGAUAUCAGAGUGUGAUCCAGCAGUAGGAAUGAAAAACUUUUUUGAUAUGCUCUCAAGAAAAUCUCACAAAGUGGUUGUUCUAUUCGGUGCUGCCUGUACCACUGUCACCGAUCCGAUUGCUAAAGCAGCUCAGUUUUUUCAAUUAGUGCAGUUAACGUAUGCAGACACCCAUCCAAUGUACACGAUGGAAAACUACCCGAACUUUUUCCGAGUAGUUCCGAGCGAAGCUGCUUUCAACCCUGCAAGAGUGGCUUUGUUACAGCACUUCAACUGGACACGUGUUGGGACUCUCUAUCAAAACUCUCCACGAUAUGCACUGCCCCACAGUAAACUUCUGACAGAUCUCGAGACAGCCAAAAUAGAAAUAGCUGCCCAACACGGAUUCGUAGACGAGUUACAGUCGGCUAUACGUAAGUUAAAAGAAAAAGAUGUGAGAAUCAUCCUAGGAAACUUUGACCAAAGUUGGGCUGGACAGAUAUUCUGUGAGGCCUAUCAUGUGGGACUCUACGGUAGAAAGUACCAGUGGAUAAUUGUUGGAAUGUAUGACGAACACUGGUGGAGAAACAAUGAUAAACACAUCACGUGCGACCAGUCUCAACUCCAGGAAGCAUUAGAAGGUUAUAUUGCCACCGAUGUUCUGCCUUUAAGUACUGAAGAUAAAAUUACUGUUUCAGGCCUGAUACCCGCUGAAUACGAGGCCCAGUAUAAUCAAGCCAGAAGAGGGAGCUACAGUCGAUUUCACGGGUAUGCUUAUGACGGUAUUUGGGCGAUAGCACUGGCUAUAGAGAAGGUUCGAGAGAUGCUUAUUUCCGAAGAAAGUUCCAGAAGCUUAGAAAUCUUCGAAUACAAAGAUCCCACGUGGGCCAGGUUGUUUCGUGAAGCCUUUAACAAGACAUCUCUUCUAGGGGUCACGGGACCCGUCAGUUUCACUAGAAAUGAGCGACGAGGACUAGUUCUUCUGAAACAGUUUCAGGGCGGAACUGAAGUAAAGAUUGGUGAAUAUGAUUCUAUUGGGGACACACUGGACUUAAGUAAAGGACAAGCCAUCACAUGGAGAGACAAUUCCAGAAAAGGUUGCCAGUCCAAUAGCCUUCCACAGGAACUAGCAGUUAUACCUGCUCUGGAGGGUGGGAACAUCAAGAUGUCAAGUCCCUAUCUGAACAACCUCAUCAUUAUAGGCUGUAUGUUGACGUAUACCAGUGUCGUCUUGCUGGGUCUGGAUAGUAGGCUUACCAGCGAGAAGAACUUUCCAUACAUUUGUGCU
Messenger RNA from Limulus polyphemus (Atlantic horseshoe crab), 1314 nucleotides. RefSeq names its product gamma-aminobutyric acid type B receptor subunit 2-like. Gene Ontology annotation, biological process: gamma-aminobutyric acid signaling pathway; G protein-coupled receptor signaling pathway. Gene Ontology annotation, molecular function: G protein-coupled GABA receptor activity. The record is from RefSeq and is a predicted model, not a curated record. The transcript has 11 exons. The annotation marks the transcript as partial. NCBI's taxonomy places the organism in Eukaryota, Metazoa, Arthropoda, Merostomata, Xiphosura, Limulidae. Gene Ontology annotation, cellular component: G protein-coupled receptor heterodimeric complex; membrane.